Pygocentrus nattereri (red-bellied piranha) is the source of this 1591-nucleotide messenger RNA. It is a transcript of the gene coq5, whose product is annotated as coenzyme Q5, methyltransferase. Gene Ontology annotation, biological process: ubiquinone biosynthetic process. Gene Ontology annotation, molecular function: methyltransferase activity. The transcript has 7 exons. The coding region runs from base 5 to 1018 and encodes 337 amino acids. NCBI's taxonomy places the organism in Eukaryota, Metazoa, Chordata, Actinopteri, Characiformes, Serrasalmidae. The record is from RefSeq and is a predicted model, not a curated record.
AAAUAUGACGUUAGGGCUUACACUCACCGCCAACAUGGCGGCGUCCUUUAAGGAGCUCCCGAGGAGAAUAGUACAGAUCCGGAACCGAAGCGCGAGGUUCGGGCCGAGAAACCCGCUCGGAAACUCGACGUUCCGCACAGAAGUGUCAGCGUACCGGUGCUGCAGCGGAGCCGCGGCAGGCAGGAGCACGCACUUCGGGUUCGAGUCGGUUCCGGAGGGAGAGAAAGCAGAGAGAGUGUACAAGGUGUUUGAAAGCGUGGCUCAGAAAUACGAUGUGAUGAACGAUGCAAUGAGUCUCGGGAUCCACCGGCUGUGGAAGGACUCGCUGCUUCGCCUCAUGAACCCUCAGCCUGGAUUAAAACUGCUGGACACAGCUGGAGGCACAGGUGACAUAUCGUUCCGGUUCCUGGAGUACACGCGCUCCGUCAGAGAGGGACAGCUGCGGCACAGAGCGCGAGCCAAUCAGACGCCUUCCUGGCAGGAAAUCGCCGCUGGCUAUGGCUCUGAGGGUGAGGAGCCUGCUGAGUCCAGGGCUGUGGUGUGUGAUAUCAAUAAGGAAAUGCUGAAGGUGGGAAAAGAGCGAGCGGAGACAGCUGGAAUCACCACAGGUUUGUCGUGGGUGGUCGGGGACGCAGAGGAGCUCCCGUUCAACGACGAUCAGUUUGACGUUUACACCAUCGCGUUCGGCAUCCGCAACGUCACUCACAUCGAGCAGGCUCUGCAGGAAGCUCUGCGAGUUCUGAAGCCUGGCGGACGCUUCAUGUGUCUGGAGUUCAGUAAAGUGUCCAACCCGCUGCUGUCCAGACUGUAUGAUGCGUACAGUUUCCAGAUGAUUCCAGUUUUAGGGGAGGUGAUCGCUGGAGACUGGAAAUCGUAUCAGUACCUGGUGGAGAGCAUCCGCAGGUUUCCUGACCAGGAGACAUUUAAGGAGAUGAUAGAGGAAGCUGGUUUCUUCCGGGUCCAAUAUGUCAAUUUGACAGGAGGAGUCGUCGCCAUCCAUUCAGGGUUCAAACUGUGAGUUUUUCACCAGGAGACCCUCACUCAGAGCCAGAGACCAUCCCACAGACAGUCCUGCAUACUGACCUGCAGAGUGUACAAACGCACCAUGGGCAGGACACGCACUGACCAGCAGAGGGCUGCAGAGAUGGAGACAUGAGAGACGUUCAGAUAAAACCGUCUGAAGCAGCGCAGAAAUCUUCGAAAUCAUACUUUACAGAAAUGUGCUUUCUUCUCAUGGAGUAGAGCGGUUUUAAAGGGAGGGGAUAACGAGCGACCGCUGUGCUCUAGUUUGUGUUGCUGGUGUGUUGUUAGAUUAUUUGAGGUUUUAUAAAUUCACACUGAAGUUUGUUUAUCACGGGUGUAAGAGUUUUUUUCAGCCUUUAAAAGUGGAGCUAUGUUUCUACAGCGGUUUCGGAUUGGCUGAUAAAGUUUUACUUCCACAGAAAUUAAACAAUCUUCUGAGUAUUAAAAUUUUCUGUGGCUGCUCUGAUUUAUUUUUUUAUUUAGUACAUUAUUUUUCUGCUCCAACUUCAUAGUUUGAUUCUGGAGAUGAAAAUAAAUUCAUCCUGUGUGUCAGGAUUUGUUAAAGUUC